Phlebotomus argentipes is the source of this 1892-nucleotide messenger RNA. It is a transcript of the gene Hacl, whose product is annotated as 2-hydroxyacyl-CoA lyase 1. Gene Ontology annotation, molecular function: thiamine pyrophosphate binding; catalytic activity; magnesium ion binding. Lineage: Eukaryota; Metazoa; Arthropoda; Insecta; Diptera; Psychodidae. The transcript is spliced from 3 exons. Gene Ontology annotation, biological process: fatty acid alpha-oxidation. Bases 96 to 1799 code for a protein of 567 amino acids. Gene Ontology annotation, cellular component: peroxisome. The record is from RefSeq and is a predicted model, not a curated record.
AUCAGCUUUCUCUCCAGGCAGUGCAAAUAAUCCCACUCCCAGCCAGAUAAAUCCCUGUAUUUGCACUCCAAACAGCCCAAAUCCUCCCUGGCGUCAUGGCGGAAGUGGACGGAAACACAAUCCUGGCGGAAUCGCUGCGGAAGCAGGGCAUCGAGUACGUCUUCGGGAUCAUUGGGAUUCCCGUGGUGGAGCUGUCGAUGGCCAUGCAGGCGGCCGGGCUGAAGUUCAUCGGGAUGCGCAACGAGCAGUCGGCCUGCUACGCCGCCCAGGCGAUCGGCUACCUCACCGGGAAGCCGGGCGUGUGUCUGGUGGUGUCCGGGCCGGGAUUGCUGCACUGCUGCGGCGGCAUGGCGAACGCCCAAGUGAAUUGCUGGCCGCUGUUGGUCAUCGCGGGCUCCACUUCGGUGGAUCACGAGGGAAUCGGCGGCUUCCAGGAGUGUCCGCAGGUGGAGCUCAGCCGGCCGUACUGCAAAUACGCCGCGCGGCCGCACAACGCCAGCCUGAUUGCGCAGCACGUGGAGAAAGCCGUGCGUCUGGCCACUUUCGGACGUCCGGGAGUUUCUUACCUCGAUUUCCCCGGAAACAUUCUCCAGGCGAAGGUCUCCGCUUCCACCGUGGAUUACUACAGCUGCCCAGAAGUGCCUCUGUGCCAUCCAGAGCCCAAGAGUGUCCAGGAAGCGGCGAAUCUGCUGGCUCUGGCGAAGCGUCCGCUGGUGAUCAUCGGCAAGGGCGCCGCCUAUGCCAGAGCCGAGGAGAGCGUCCGGAAGCUCAUCCAGAACGCCAAUCUGCCCUUCCUGGCCACGCCCAUGGGCAAAGGCGUCGUGCCGGACGCGGCGCCGCAGUGCGUCGCCUCGGCGCGCACGCUGGCGCUGCAGAAAGCCGACGUGAUUCUCCUCCUGGGCGCGCGUCUCAACUGGAUCCUCCACUUCGGGCGGCCGCCGCGCUUCGCUGCCGACGUGAAGGUCAUCCAGGUGGAUCUGUGUCCGGAGGAGCUGCACAACAGCGUGCUGAGUCGCGUGGCUGUGCAGUCGGACGUGCUGCCGUUCGUGCAGGCGCUCUUCAUGCGCCUCGUGCAGAAGAGAUUCACGUUCACGGCGCAGCGGGAGUGGUGGCGCGAGCUGAAGGAUCAGUGCGCCAAGAACCAGAAGACUGUGGCGCAGAUGGCGCAGGACGCCAGCGUGCCGCUGAACUACUACGCCGUCUUCCAUCAUCUUCAGCAGCUGAUUCCCAAGGAUGCGAUCAUCGUGAGCGAGGGCGCCAACACGAUGGACAUCGGCCGAUCCAUGCUGCACAAUUCCCUGGCCAGACACCGCCUGGACGCCGGCACGUUCGGCACAAUGGGCGUCGGGCCGGGAUUCGCCAUCGCGGCGGCGCUCUUCUGUCGCGAUCGCUGUCCGGAGAAGCGCGUGAUCUGCGUGGAGGGCGACUCGGCGUUCGGCUUCUCCGGCAUGGAGAUCGAGACGAUGAUCCGCUACAAACUGCCCAUCGUCAUCGUGAUCGUGAACAACGGCGGAAUCUACAGCGGAUUUGACCAGGAAAGCUACGACACGAUGCGCAGCGACGGAGACUUGACGCAAGUAACGCCUCCUUCUGCCCUGACCGUCGAGACGCACUACGAAAACAUGCUGACGAUGUUCAACCAGAAGGGAUUCUUCGUCCGGGAGAUUCCGGAGCUGCAGAAGGCGGUGAAGGAAUCACUCACGCUCAAGGACAGACCCACAAUCAUCAACGUGAUCAUCAGUCCCAACGCUGGUCGGAAGCAGCAAGCCUUCGGCUGGCUCACGGAGUCCAAGCUGUGAAGCUCAGUCUUCCGGAAAGGCGUAAAAAUAUUGGAAAAUGGGGAAAAAGGUGCAAUUUAGGGGCAUUGGGACAUGGGAAAUAAACAUUUUUAC